AUGGCCCACGGUUCCCUUUCGGUGGGUAUGAUCGCGAAAGGUGGCGAAUCCGCGGCGUCUGCUCCUGCCGGUGCCAGCAACCGGUCAGCCCUUAGCUCACCCCCAUCGGCGACCACCACAGCGCACAGUUCCGCGAAAAUGGGCUCGCGGCGAAUCUUCACGCCCCAGUUCAAGCUGCAGGUGCUCGAUUCGUAUCGCAACGAUGGCGACUGCAAGGGCAACCAGCGUGCGACGGCCCGCAAGUACGGCAUCCACCGGCGGCAGAUUCAAAAGUGGCUGCAAGUCGAGUCCAACCUGCGAUCGGUGGUCGCAAACGGGCCCGGUGGUGGUAGCGGUGGUAGGACGACCGGAAGUGCGCCAGGAUCGGCCGGUCCGUCGGUGUCGUCCCAUCAUCACGCGAGCAGUAACGGUGGCGGUGGUGGCAGUUCGGCGAUGAAAAUAAAUCUCCUCAUGCCGCAUCACCCGCAUCAUCCGCAUCUGCACCCUCCGGUGCAUCUAGUGCAUCCGGCGCAUCAGCACCUGCACUACCACCAGCCGUUGCACCAUCAUCAUCAUCCUCAUCACCAGGGUUUGACGAGUUUGAUGCAGGCGCCAUCGGUUGCAGCAGCAGCAGCGGCGGCCGCGGCCGCGGCAGCAGCAGCAGCAGCCGGAUUGCCAGCACACUAUCACCAUCAUCACCUGCAGCAACAACAGCAGCAGCAACAGCAACAGCAGCAUGUCGGUGGACUGCCUUCUCAUCAUCCUUUGGCCUUCCACCCGUUGGUCUCACCACCAGCAGCAGCAGCAGCAACAGCAGCAGGGCUGGACUCUGCCAGACAACGUGUCGCUCGAAGUGGCGCAAGCGCCUGUCUCCUAUCGCCCGUCGUAACCCACCAUUCGGACGUCGGAACAUCCACCAGCGGACCGUCGGCGGUACCUGUUUCAUCGUGUUCCCCACUCUCCAUCGCGUCAUCAUCAUCCGGUGCGCUGUCAUCAUCGUCAUCAUCCUCCCUGUCUCUGGCUGGUUCACCAAACCCACUCACACGCCGAUCCCCAUCGCACCAGCAGCUGCUCCAAUUGAGCGAUUCGGUGACACCAGCGCCAUCUGGUGGUGAUACGACGCACUACCGACAGCGUGCUGGCAUCUUCUCGCCCGUACCGCUGCUACCGUCGACGAUGGUGUCCGGUUCGAACGAGGAACGGCCAACAUCGUACUACGGACAUAUACGUGCGGUAGCUGCAGCGGCCGCUGUUGCUGCAUCCGCCGUUCACCGGUACGAACACCCGAUCGAUCUGUCCCGGCCGGGUCAUGGGUUGCCGGUGUCGAUUGCUGGCGAGGAUGUGCCCUUCCGUAGCGCACGUUCUAUCAACUCCGAUCACGAAGCGACCACCGGUGAGCUGGAUGAGGACGAUGACGGUGAUGAUGAAGAGGAAGAAAUCAGCGUGGAAGAUGACGUGGAAGACGAACACACGGUGCGUGUGACGGAACAGGCGUGGGACUUAUCCUGCCGCCGGCCAUCGACGGUGUGUGACCGGAAACGAUCCGCUUCGGCCAUUUCCGGUCCGGUGGUGACACCCGCAACCAGCCGGCCACCAAAAUCGGUGAAGCUGUUCAAACCGUACCUGCUGGAUGAUGACGAGAAGCAGCAGCAGCAUCCCGAUGAGGAGGACACCUUCAAGCAGCGACCCGAUUCAGCGCUUGCGGAUGAUGAUAAGGACUCCACACGGGAGUCACCCGCCAUUAGCGAUCUCUUGGCGUCACCCAAACAGCAGCAGCAGCAACAACACGCCUCACUAUACCCGAUCAUCUGGAGCAGCAGUUCACCCGCGUAUGGUGACCGGCAGGUGUACCGGGAGUUUGGUCCUCCCCCGCCAGCACCAUCGCAGGAUGCAUCGCCGGAAAACGUCGCCAUCCCAGCGACUAUUCCCACUGCUGGGCGAGGCUGGAGCUCCCCACAAGCAUCACCGGUGUCCGGGUACGACAGCUCCACCUCAAUGUCGUCCGUAUGCAGCGGUCCGGAGGAGGACAACACCAGCAACAGCAGCAGCACGACCUGCACGAGCCGUGGCAAUGGUGGGCGGUGUGAAAAACUCCGCCAGCUAGCGAUCGACAGCUUCUAUCACGAUGUGGCGUGCCGGGGCGAUUACCGGGCGGUGGCGAGCAAGUACAACAUUAACCGGAAGUACGUCGAGAAGUGGCUGCAGCAGAAGCAAGAGGACGAUCAUCUUCCGGCGGCUGCGGCGGGAUCCGGUGCGCUCGUCGAAAACGUGCGUGCUGCACCGGUGGUCGUGGGAUAG
Anopheles nili is the source of this 2277-nucleotide messenger RNA. It is a transcript of the gene brk, whose product is annotated as AT-rich interactive domain-containing protein 1A. Gene Ontology annotation, molecular function: sequence-specific DNA binding. The record is from RefSeq and is a predicted model, not a curated record. NCBI's taxonomy places the organism in Eukaryota, Metazoa, Arthropoda, Insecta, Diptera, Culicidae. Bases 1 to 2277 code for a protein of 758 amino acids. The transcript has 3 exons.